UAUAUUAUCAUAUUCUAUUCCAUUCUUUCUUCAUCAUUCCCUCAUCCUCAAAGGACAUGAUAGGGGGUUCCCUGUCCAGGUUCAAAGCACAUCCUGCCUCAUCAGACUCCAGCUGUGAUGCCAAACGCGCAGUUUUUGGUGCUAAACGUGGCGCCCUGGUGACCUUAGUCGGCCGGCAUUUUACAGAGCACCCCUCCUGGUGUUGACACCCCUCGGGGUGCUCUCUGAAGAUGCUGAGGUGCACAAAACGACCCGUCAGGAGACGCAGGGAAGCGCGCCAGUGACGCAAGCGAUGCUGCUGCUGCUGCUGCUGUGAAUGGAAACGAGCAGGGCAUCCUUGUUGUUCCUCUGGCUAACAUUAAGCUACCGUUAGUGAUGACCUACCACGGCUCCUAUUUAAACAUUAAGCAGUUGAUCCGAUGAGCCAGUGACCUGUUGUACGAUGGACAUCGUUUGCAUGUGCUGAGAAUCUCGUUUUAACCAUGGUGCAACCACGUCAGUGAGAAGCCUGCGUCACUGAUGCCAGGUGCAGGCUCUUCCUGAGAGCACUCAGUAUGAGUGGGGCUGGGGAGCAGGCGGACAUCCUGUCAGUGGCAGACGUAGUGAGGGAAAGAUGGAGAGUGGUGAAAAAGAUAGGGGGAGGCGGAUUUGGCGAGAUCUACGAGGUCUUGGAUCAGUUAAGCCAGGUCAAUGUGGCGUUGAAGGUGGAGUCCGCCCAGCAACCCAAACAGGUUCUAAAGAUGGAGGUGGCGGUGCUGAAAAAGCUGCAGGGUAAAGACCACGUGUGCCGCUUUGUGGGAUGUGGCCGAAAUGAUCGCUUCAACUACGUGGUCAUGGAACUCCAGGGGAGGAAUCUGGCCGAUCUGCGCAGAACCAUGACCCAGGGGAUCUUCUCUGUCUCCACCACGCUGAGGCUGGGCAGACAGAUCCUGGCGGCCAUCGAGAGCAUCCACCUGGUGGGCUUCCUGCACCGCGACAUCAAGCCGUCUAACUUUGCAAUGGGGCGGCUGGCCAGCACGUGCCGAUGCUGCUACAUGCUAGACUUUGGCCUGGCUCGGCAGUUCACCAACUCCAACCAAGAAGUCCGCCCCCCUCGUCCUGUGGCAGGGUUCCGCGGUACGGUGCGAUAUGCCUCCGUCAACGCCCAUAAGAACAAGGAAAUGGGUCGUCAUGACGACCUCUGGUCCCUGUUCUACAUGCUGGUGGAGUUCAUGGUGGGCCAGCUGCCCUGGAGAAAGGUCAAAGACAAAGAACAAGUGGGGAACCUCAAAGAGACGUACGACCAUCACCUCAUGCUCAAACACCUCCCCUCAGAGUUCAGUAUCUUCCUGGAGCACGUCUUGACCCUGGACUACUUCACUAAGCCAGACUACCAGCUCCUGAUGUCGGUGUUCGAGAACGCCAUGAAGAGCCACAACGUGCUGGAGAAUGACCCGUACGACUGGGAGAAGUGUGACUCCAACAGCCUGCUGACCAUGGCGUCCACGGCCAACACCGUCCAGCUGACCCGCCUCACGCCCGCCUACAUGGGCAUGGCCAACGCGUCCAUGUUGCCGGGCGAGCAUCAGAAGGAGAACACGGAGGACGUCCUGCAGGGCGAGCGGCUCAGCGACGCCGACAACUGCCCCCCCAUCCCCGCCCACCACCCCCCCCAGGGGGGCGACGUCUGGGAGGAGAUGGACCGCAACCGGAACCACAAGCACUCCCAGCCAGCCAUCCGCAAGGUGGUGAGCGAGGACGAGCACAGUCAGAACCAGGGCAACCAGAGCCCCAACACGGGCUCUGUGCAGAGCUCCCCGCGCCGCGUGCGCUCGGAGACCAUGUUCCUGGACCGGGCCGCGCCGCUGCUGCGGAGGAUGAGGCACAGCCAGAGCCUGGCCUUCGAGAAGAGGCUGGCCCCGGAGCCCAAGCCCACCAUCGAGCGCUUCCUCGAGGCCUACCUGGGUAAAGCGCGGCCGGUCCUGUCCCAGCUCGGGGAGAGGUCAGGCCCUGCCGAGGGGCCGGCCGAUCGCACGGGGCCCUGCGACGAGGAGCACACGGGUGCGGCCACGCCGGACCCGGACGAGGGCGCGGCCAGCGGGGGGUUUGUGGCCGUCAGCCCAAUGCCCCCCCCGCAGUCCGGCUCCCAGGAGUGGGUGAUGCUGGAGAUGGAGUCCGGCAGCGGCUCCGCCUCGGCGGGGGCCAAGCCUGCUUUGGAGCCCCUCCCCCUCGGGGACAAGACCCCUGCCUCGCCAUCGGCGGACCCUGGCGACGGACCGCCCCCCUCGGCCCCCAGCAGCCCCGUCCUGUCGCACAUGAGCAUGCCUGGCUCGUGGCUGAUGGGCCACCGGAGGCUGGCGGGCAUGACUGGCAUGCUGGUGCAAAUCCCCUCCGUCAUGAAUAUGGGCCGGUCGCUGGACCAGUCCUCCAGCUGUGGGCCACAGUCUCCCGCGCAGGACCGAAGCGACGCCAUCCCCCUGGAGGCGCCCUCUAGCAAGCUGGACGAGCCCUCAGAGGAGGUCCUCAAGGACCGAGAGCGGCUGGCCCUGGCCGCCAAGGGCCCCUGCGCCCAGCUGACCAACGAGCGCGACCCUGAGAGCGACUCGGGCCUGCCCGACCGCUCCUCGGAGCCCAACCAGCAGCCCCAGGCGGACGCGGGCGGCUGCGGGGCGCUGGAGAGCACCGCCGUCACGGUGUCGGCAUCCCCGCCGCCGCCGGCGCGGCCCCGGAGGGACUCGUCCUCCACCUCGCCGCGGCAGAGCCGGAUCCCCGUGCGGGACCCCGCCUCCCCGACCCUGGACUCCCCCGGCCGAGCGGGGCCCCCCCCCACGGCGGCGGCCGAGCUGCGGCGCUGCCACCGCUGGAGCAGCCCCGUGCACGGCUCGCCCACGCACUCGCCCUCGCCGUCGCUGUCCUGCGACAACCUGCCCGGCGCCCUGCCGCGGGACCGGCCGCCGUCGGAGCGGGGCUCGCGCUGCGACUGGCAGGGGGAGGACCCCCUGUCGCUGUCGUCGUCCUCAGGCAGCAGGAGCAAGAUCCCGCGGCCCGUGAGCACCUCGGUGCUGCCCGACCCGCUGGCCAAGGGCUUCCUGCCGCGGCCGCCGCCGGGGAAGCCGCCGGCCCGGCCCUCGGUCGACAGCAGGUAUGAGCUGAAUAGACGCAGGCGGUUCCGUGUGCGGGCCAGCAGCACCAGCGACGCCGACUUCCUGGCCAGCCUGACCCAGCUCAUGCAGGACCGCGGCGGGGUGCUCUUCAGCCCGCCGCCGUACCCCCGCAACGCCGCCACCCUGCAGCGCUCCCUCAGCUCCUCCCCUUCUCGCCUGGACCCCCGGGACGGGAGCCCCUUCCUGGCCCGCAGCCGGUCCCCGUCGGGGUUCCCGGGGUCGCCCCCUCCCGCUGCGCAGCCCGCCCACGCGCAGGCUCACCGGGCGGCGGGCCAGUGCUCCAGGCAACGGGCCCUGAGCCACGAGGGUAAGGGCUGCGCCAAGGCAAGCCGGUGACUCCGCGCUCAAAGGGACGCCGCAGUCUCCGUGGCGUGCGGAAACUUUAACUUUUUCGAAAAAGCAUGUGUAAAUAUGGUAUUAACCCAAGGGAAUGUACUGUAUGUAUUGUAAAAUUGUAUGAUAAAAUUUAUUUAUUUAUUUAUUCAUCCAUCCGUUGGACGUGUCUUUCGAAGUAUACUUGACAUUGUGGCUCGAUACUUGCAAGUGAAACUGAAAUGUUUGAGAACCAUGAGAUUGCCAACUUUUACCUCCCCCCCCCCCCUCCUUAAAACUCCAUAUAGGCCUAUUAUGAGGCCAAAAGAUAUGUACUGUAAUACUCGAAGGGAUGUGUAAAAAGAAAAUGCUGAUUUAGAUUUAAUCUUAGGAGAAAAUAAUAGUAUACACUACAAGAAAUGCUUAAAAUAACACUACAAAUAUAAACAUACCAGCACUACCAUUAGUAUAUAGGAGCAGGGCACGUAGUCUCGAGUAAUCAUCAUUCCUUUUCCUCACCGUAUUGCUAGACGAUAUGUGAAAAUGAAUCUCUUUGGUAUUCAGUGACCUUAUAUGAUUUCUCCUUUUGUUUGUUAAGGUUUUGCUCAUGCAAAAGUGUCAAGAUGUUGGAAUGUAAAUGCACUCAUACUCGGGUAUAGUCACAUGCAUGGGUAUCAUUACAAAUAUAUUUGAUAAUGUAUUUUAUUUGUACAGUAAGAGUUUUGUUUUUUAUUUAAUUUUAUAUUUUACCAACUUUGCUCCAAAUACAUCAACAUGUAGCCAGCAAUCAUCCAAUAUUGUUUGUCUUGCAUUGGACGGUUGACCAUUGAAGAAACUACGAUGGAAGUGGUUUGUUUACCAUAUGCCUAUUUACUUUAGAAGUAUUAAACAAUGACUGAAUAAAACAUUGCCUUUAAAAUACCAGUAGGAAAAUCUGUUUUGAUUAAAAAAUAUUUAAUUGGAAAUCUAGUCUAGAUAUUGUGACUUUGAAAAUACCCUAAGAAUCAAACCGGGUAUCUAAGCAUGUUAGAAAUUAUGUUUAUUAAGCUGGUAAACAACUGGUUAUAUCUGCUCUGAGCACUGUUUGUUGCAUCACAAGAGGUCCAAUAUGCAAAUAAAUCACAGUUGUAUGUUUACCUGAAGAGGUAAGAAGAAUAAGCCACCAUUCAUAGAUCCAUUGUUAAAUAGGCUCACAGAUGUGGGGCUGCUAUAUUCGGUCAUCAGUAUUAAGAAAUGCACAUGAAACACUUUUCAAUCAGCAUAAGCUAGAAGGGUAUAAACAAUAUUUUGUAGAGGCCACAAAGUACAAACAGUGGAACGGUAAAUAUGUCAAUCGCCGUCAUAGUUAACCUUUCAGCAAAAAUGUGCAUUCCUUUGAGCAAAAAAUGCAAAGUCUAUGGCUAAAAUUGAGAUUUAUAGAAUGUCUUACAUUUUUUUUACAUUUUUUAUCAAGAUCACCAUACUAUCUUCAGUUUGUUUCAAAUGAAAGGUUAUCAUUAAAAAAUAGAACAAUAUGGCUAUAAUAAGCCAUGGAGUCAGCCAAACUUACGGCACACUGAAAACAUUUAAUUAUUUUUUGACAGUAAGGACAGAAGAACGUGAUGGGUGUGGCAGAGACCGGUAAACCACAUUGGAUGAUGAUUCUUAGUUAUCACUGUCCAAUAUGCAGGCUGACCAGCUGGCUUGUCUCGGAGGGCUAGAAGAGAGGGGCGGACUGCCGGGGGUCGUCUGGAAGCACGCUGAUGGAGUCCUCUGCCUUUCCACAUAGCAUGCACAACAUUGUGUAUUCCUAGACCAUGCAAACAUGGGCAGUUAAAUAAACGUGAAACAGGGCACUGCAGUACAUUUCUCCUCAAAAAGUUUGGCAGUAUAUUUUUUAAGGGUAAUCCCGACGAUUUUUAUGCCUAUAGUAGCCUGUGACAAAAAAUGUCUGAUGUCAUUAGCUAUCGCAGAGUGAGGUUACAGAAGGUCAUUGUCAACCUGCCCUGUUAGGAGGGCAGUAGCAUUUACAUUAUAAGGAAUGUUAAAAACUUUUCGUCAGUGUCAAUACCAUGGGAACAAUCACCACUUAUCAACAAAGUGAAUGGAAUGGAACUAUUUGAGUACUCCAAUCUUUAAUUAAUUGUUUAUGGUUCAUGGAAAUAUAUAUUAAUUAAGGUAUGAUACAGUGUGCUACAGAGAAUAUUUCUUACUUGAUAUUCGU
Messenger RNA from Gadus chalcogrammus (walleye pollock), 5658 nucleotides. It is a transcript of the gene ttbk2b, whose product is annotated as tau tubulin kinase 2b. The record is from RefSeq and is a predicted model, not a curated record. Gene Ontology annotation, biological process: peptidyl-serine phosphorylation; signal transduction; cilium assembly. Gene Ontology annotation, molecular function: ATP binding; protein serine/threonine kinase activity. Gene Ontology annotation, cellular component: nucleus; ciliary transition zone; cytoplasm. Bases 555 to 3479 code for a protein of 974 amino acids. Lineage: Eukaryota; Metazoa; Chordata; Actinopteri; Gadiformes; Gadidae. The transcript is spliced from 15 exons.